This is a messenger RNA of Melospiza georgiana, 915 nucleotides long. Its product is annotated as mas-related G-protein coupled receptor member H-like. Gene Ontology annotation, cellular component: membrane. Gene Ontology annotation, molecular function: G protein-coupled receptor activity. Gene Ontology annotation, biological process: G protein-coupled receptor signaling pathway. The record is from RefSeq and is a predicted model, not a curated record. Lineage: Eukaryota; Metazoa; Chordata; Aves; Passeriformes; Passerellidae.
AUGGAGGUGACCACCGUGUCCCCAUCUCCUGCCUCACCCACUGAAGGAGAUGAUCUGUGUGAGACAGAUGUCACCAGCGUGGCCAUACACAGUGUGACACUGCUCAUCUGCCUCUGUGGGCUGGCUGGGAACGGGGCUGUCAUCAGCCUCCUCAGCCUGAAAAUCAGCCACUCUGGCAUCUUUCUCCUGGCUCUAACUGACUUCCUCUUCCUGCUCUUUGCGAUCCCCUCUGCUCUCCUCAUCCUGGUGGAGGACAUAUCCUGCUCUCCUGUCUUGCCCUUGAUGUACAUGAACUUUGUUUUCCAGCUCUCAGUUUUCUCCGGCUACUGGACACUGUACCGGGUGACGGAUAGCAGCAACGUGCGAUAUAUGCAAAACUUCUUCAAGCUCUGUUGUGACCUUCCUCUGCACCUGCUGUGGGUGCUGAUCCAUGUCCGAUACUGGGCUUUCUUUGCUCUCUUCACAGUCAUUCCCACAGUAACAUUCCUGUGCCCAUCACAUGAGCAGGAGCACUGCCGGGCAGAUCUCAUCUCCAUAUACAGCCUCAUCCUGCUCCUCUUUGUUGUACCCAUGCUCGUUUCCAGCAUAGGUGUUUUCAUUAAGGCCAAGUGGGGCUCCCAGCAGCAGCAACCCAAGAGGCGCGACAUCAUUAUCUUCGUAAUUGGGCUGUUCACUCUCCUCCUCAGCCUCUGCAAUUUCCUGCAGCAGCUCGGUUACAUCACUGUGCCAUCCCAGGUUCUUUCCCUGCUUGCCUGCAUCCACAGCACCAUCAAACCCUUCAUCGACUUCUUGGCAGGGAGGUGCUGGAGACCCUGCUCCAUAAAGUCCCUCAGCCUCUCCCUCCAGAGGAUCUUUGAGGAGGAGAAAGACAAAACUGCAUGCAAAAAUGAUACGACGUGGGACACAGGGGUAUGA